UUCAGCAUUUAUAAACUACGAUUUCGCUCGGAUGGUCCAUAUCAACCCAUUCAUUUUGGACUCGCUCGUGAUUUUCUUUAAGCUAAAACAGCCAUUUGUCACAGUGGAUGAGUCGUUGUGGGAGCUUGAGGGUUAACAGGCUUUGCUGACGCUGUUGCAAAACAUGCAGAACAAGUAAAACCACUCCGUGGCAGCAAGUUGAGUGUUAGUGUGAACGUUUCAUUCAGCAGAGAAGAGCACCAGACAACAAAGAGGAGAGCAGAAUGGAUGAAGCUCGCUGUCCCUCCAGCAGUAAGUCUGCUCCAGAGGAGGCACAGCGUCUUACUGAAAUGAGGAUUUUACUGCUGGGCAAUAAAGCAGCAGGCAAGAGUUCAUCCAUAAGCACCAUCCUGGGCAGCGAAGGGCCGAGUUUGAAGACCGCUCAGUGCGUGAAGAGGCAAGGAGAAGCUGAAGGACUAGCGCUCACUGUGAUUGAGGCUCCAGGCUGGUGGAGGAAUUACAGAGUGAAGGACACUCCGAAUUUAAACGCUCAGGAAAUCGUACUCGGUGCGUCUCUGUGCCCUCCAGGACCCCAUGCAGUGCUGCUAGUGGUCCGUCUGGACACUGGCUUCACGGAGACUUGCAGAAGAGCACUGGAGGAACGUCAGGGUUUGUUUCAGACUGACAGUGUGUGGAGUCACUCCAUGGUGCUGUUUACCUUUGGAGACUGUCUUGAAGACACCACAGUCGAGAAGCACGUUGAGAGUCAAGGAGACGCCCUCCAGCAGCUCGUGGAGAAAUGUGGGCGCAGAGUCCAUGUCUUUAAUAAUAAGAAGAGGGACUCCAGGCAGGUGAAGGAGCUGCUGGAGAAGAUUAAAGACAUGGUGAUGGGAAACGGUGGACGUCAUUUUGAGGUGGACUGUAAGAUUUUACAGGACCUUGGAGUUCAGAGAAGAACGGAUGAAACGAAAGCAGCGGAGAGACAGAUCACAGCACAGAUGCAGAAACAAGCCCUUACAUGUCAAACAGCUCAGACCCAACAAGAACUGAGAAUUUUGCUGGUGGGACACAGGCAUUCAGGAAAGAGUUCGGCAGGGAACACCAUCCUGGGCAGAGAAGAGUUUGACCUAAGAAGAACAUCAAAAUGCGUGAUCAAAGAAGGAAAAGUAGCAGGGAGGCUGGUCACCGUGGUAGAAGCUCCAGGUUGGUGGAACAACUACAGCGUAAAGGACACACCAGAGCUAAACAAACAGGAACUUUUGUGCAGUGCAUCUCUAUGCCCUCCAGGACCUCAUGCCCUGCUUCUGGUCAUACGAGCGGACGGCUCAUUCACAAUGCAGAACAGAGGAGCAGUUGAGGAACACCUGGAACUUCUGGGAGCGAAGGUCUGGGAUCACACAGUGGUGCUGUUCACCUAUGGAGACUGGCUUGGGGAAACUAGCAUUGAGCAGCACGUUGAGAGUGAAGGGUAUGCACUGCGGUGGCUUGUGGAGAAGUGUGGAAAUAGAUACCACGUUUUCAAUAACAACAACAGGGAUGAUGGUGGUCAGGUUGAAGAGCUCCUACAGAAGGUAGAGGAAGUGGUAGCAGGAAACAGCGGGGAACAUUAUGAGGUCAACAGGCUGUUAAUAGAAGAAGUGCGAAAGAAACAGAAGACAGGAGAGGAACGUGCAAAGCUGAGAGCGUCCAACAUGAUGGAGAGGAGACAGGCAUUGAGAUCGCUGAGGGGUGAAAUACAUCGUCUCUCCGAGCUGAGGAUUGUGAUGCUUGGGGGCAUGUAUUCAGGGAAGAGCUCUACAGGAAACACUAUUCUCGGCAGUGGGCAGUUUAGUAAUUCCACCUGUGUGCGCCGACGAGGAAAAGUAGGGACCAGAGAGGUUGUUCUCGUUGAGGCCCCAGGCUGGUUGAAGCGUUCCUAUGUUGGACUAAUUCCCGAAUCUGUCAAACAGAAGGUCAUGCAGAGUGUAACUCUGUGUGCCCCAGGACCUCACGCUGUGCUCCUCAUUACACAGACGGAUACGACGUUCACAGAGAACAAAAGGAGAACCCUGGAGGAACUUCUCAAACUGCUAGAUGAGAGCAUCUGGAACCACACCAUGGUGCUGUUCACGUGUGGAGACUGGCUAGGAGACUGGAGCAUAGAGGAACACAUUGAGAGUGAAGGGGAGAGCCUACAGAGGCUUGUUGAGAAGUGCAGGAACAGGUACCAUGUCCUGAACAACCAGGACAACGCUGAUAGAGCUCAAGUCACGAAACUGCUAGAUAAGAUAGAAGAGAUGGUGGCGGAAAAUGGUACAUAUUCACCUGCGCAAGGGCCAAAGCCUCCUCCGGGGAAGGUCAAAAGGCAGUGUGAGGAUGCAGAAGAGCAUGAGCUUUUAAACGUUAGGACAGAUAGAAUGGCCUGUAGCCAACAUGAUGAGGAUGAAAAGAAAAAAGGGGGCUGGACAGAGUGGGAGCUGCUGGGAGCUGCUGAUUCUGUCCCAGAUGACUCUUUGGAUGAAGAUAUGCCAACAGGCACAGACACGACAAAGAAACGGACAUUCUCUGAUCUGCGCAUCCACAAAGCUCAUAGCAUGCAGCACUCGAAUCCAACAAUGGGCGGCGAUGACCGUUCUGACGCUGGAUCCAUUUAUGAUUCAUUUAUGAUGAGUAACACCAGUAAUACGAAUGUCCUACUAACAUCAAUGAUGUCAUCUUUGAGUUCUGGGAUCGGCUCUUUGAGAAACACUAGUACUCUUGGGUUCAGAGACCUGAAUGACUUUAUGAAGAGACGCAAACUGGAGGAUGACAGCAACAGUUCAGAGGUCCAGGAAGAAGAUGAAAUACGACCAGAGAAAACAAAAAGACUUAAUGACCGAUGAAGAGAAGGCCAACCAACUGUGAGCCUAUCCUUUUAUACACCGUGUGUCAAAAUUUAUUCAGUUCACGUCCCAGGGCUGACUUGAUAUUCCUGGUUGAGCCACUAGCAACUUCUGGCACUGCACUGCUCCUCUAUAGGCAGCAAAAUGAAAAUUUUCGGUUGUAUGAGUAACAAUACAGUAGAACAACAGCAAACAACUAACAGACCUCAGAGGUCCAGAAGAGUAGAGGAUGGCCAAAAAUUACUCUCAGUCGUGACAAAAGUACUCGACACAAGAACACUCUCCAUGGGUUUAACCAUAAAAACCAAUAUCAGAGUAUUUAAAUCAAUAUGCAAACCACUGGUAACCCAAAGAACAGGAAGGGCAGGUUACGGUUUGAAAAAGUGGGAAGCGUUGUCUCCUCACAGCAAGAGGGGCCUGGGUUUGGGUGGCCCUGGUCCUUUCUGUGUUGAGUUUGCAUGGUCUCCCCAUGUCUGCAUGGGUUUCCUCCCAUAGUCAUGCAGGCAGGCCAAUAGGACACGCUAAAUUGCCCCUAGGUGUGAAUGUGUCUGUCACAUUUGUUGUUUGUAAACAGAACAUUUUAUUGCGCUUUAAUCUGAUGAAAGGUUGUGUGUCCUAAUGUUCAGUGUACAGUUUGUUUUGCACAUCUUUUACUUUUCUGCCAUGUGUCAUUUUUUUAUUAUUAUUAUUUUUCACAAAACAAAAAGGAAAAAAACUGAAAGUGCAGACUCAAACCUGUCCGUACAGAAUAUAUCAUAUUGGUCAUUAUGUAAACGUGAUGAACUGUGUGCUUGUGUCCUGUGUAGUGUAUGAAAAUGAAAAUAACUCGAUGUGUGGCGUUAACCUCGCGGUCAUGGUUUCAUGCUGAAUCAGAUCAGUUGGGCUAGAAACCACAAGUGUAGUGCAGUGAGUAACACCUCUGCCUUCUAUGCUGUAGACUGGGGUUCAGUGCCCCGCCUGGGUAACCACCCUACACUAUCAAUAA
Molecule: messenger RNA, 3825 nt
Organism: Pygocentrus nattereri (red-bellied piranha)
Lineage: Eukaryota; Metazoa; Chordata; Actinopteri; Characiformes; Serrasalmidae
Product: GTPase IMAP family member 8-like
Exons: 5
Coding region: 264-2840 (858 amino acids)
Molecular function (GO): GTP binding
Source: RefSeq, a predicted model, not a curated record